Messenger RNA from Epithele typhae, 1881 nucleotides. RefSeq names its product actin-like ATPase domain-containing protein. The record is from RefSeq and is a predicted model, not a curated record. Bases 1 to 1881 code for a protein of 626 amino acids. Gene Ontology annotation, cellular component: nucleus; cytosol. Gene Ontology annotation, biological process: protein folding. Lineage: Eukaryota; Fungi; Basidiomycota; Agaricomycetes; Polyporales; Epitheliaceae. Gene Ontology annotation, molecular function: ATP binding; ATP-dependent protein folding chaperone. The transcript is spliced from 4 exons.
AUGGCUGCAGCAAACGGCACCGCCGACGCCCCCAUCGACAUUUCCGUGAUCCCAACCGUUGUCGGUAUCAACUUUGGCAACUCAUACGCCUCCAUCUCUGAAGGUACCGCGGACUGCAUUGCGAACGAGGAUGGCGAGCGUCAGAUCGCAUGCGCGAUCUCUUUUCAUGGCGAGGAAAUGUAUAUCGGCAAUCAAGCGAAACAUCAACUCGUGAAGAACUCGCAGAACACUAUCACAGGGUUCAGGAAUAUCUUGGGCAAGAAGUUCUCUGAGAUCCCUGCGAACGCGUUGUCGGUCUCUGCUCCGGUUAUCCAGCACCCCGAGCUUCCGGACGUACCUGCAUACAAGGUCAAGGUUCUUCAGGCAUCUCCUUCUCCCCUCCCCACUACUGCGUCCAACACCCCUGCCGCGUCUCAUGCCGCCACUCCCCGCUCGGAACCCGUCGCUGUUGACCGUGUCCUAAGCGUAUCGGAGGUCGCCACAAUCUUCAUCAAGUCGCUCGUCCAGUCCGCGGAGGACUUCCUUGGCAAAAAAGUGCAGGGUGCCGUCAUUACCGUCCCCAGCUGGUUCGAGCAGGUGCAGAAGGACGCGCUCGAGAAGGCCGCCACCGACGCGGGCCUUGUCGUCCUCCAGCUGCUGGAUGAAGCGGGCGCGGCAGCCGUCACUACCACCAGUAGCCCACCGACUGCAGGCCUCAGCGCAGACCGCACUCAGCUCAUCGUCGACCUCGGCGCCUCUGCCCUCGAGCUCUCGCUUCUCUCCAUCCGGCAAGGCCUUGCGUUCUCUCUCGCCACGCUGCGCGACGACACCAUCGGCGGUGACGAGAUCGACAACAAGCUGAUCAAGCACUUCGCGAAGGAGUUCACGAAGAAGACCAAGACGGCGCUGACCGUCUGCCCCGCGUCGGACGCGCAGGAGAAGCGCGCAGAGGCCAAGCUCCGCCUCGCACUCGAGCACACCAAGCGCACGAUCUCCGCAUCCCCGGGCGCCGCGACCUGCUCCGUUGAGUCCCUCAAGGACGGCCUCGACUUCACCGGCACGAUCACCCGCCUCCGCUUCGACAUGGAGGUCCGCACGAUCUACGACCGGGUGUACGCGAAGGUCAAGGAGCUUGUCGCCGCCGCUGGGCUCGAUCUGUACGACGUCGACGAGGUUGUGUACGUCGGCGGCUCAGCGAGCCUCCCCGGGCUCGAUGAGGCGCUCGCGGCCGGACUCCAGGAGGCGGUCGUGACCCCGUUCACGCAGGGCACGGUGGUCGGGGGCGGCGUGGGCGACCCGACGACGAUCCUCGCGCGCGGGUGCGCGAUGCAGGCGAAGAUUCUUGCCGGGCUCGCGGACGGUACGGACGAGGAGCGCGAGGUGAAGGCGUCGUUCACACAUGGGCACCAGUACACCCAGGCGAAGGCGACGGGCAAAACGAUCGGCCUGCUGUUCCCCGAGGACGGUGCGGAGGGCGCGCUUGGCGGGCAGUGGGUCCCUGCGGUGCUCAAGGACACGCCGGUGCCGGCGAGGCGCAUCGUCGCGUUCGAUGUGGACCUCGGCGAGGGCGAGGGCGAGAAGAAGGUCGGGUUCGAGGUGUGGGAGGCGAAGGAGGGCGUGAAGAUCGAGAUGGUCAAGCCUCCGAAGCUUGACGACGAGGAGGCCGGUGAGGACGAGGAAGAGGAGGAAGAGGAGGUGAAGGAGAAGACGGUGGAGAAAGAGAGCUACCUCGCGGCGGUGUCCUUCCCCGCGACGCUCGCGCAGCAGAAGGGUGGGCGAUGGACGACACGACUAGAGGUUACGACGAUAGUGGGUGAGGAUGGCGGGCUGGAGAUCGGCACGUGCGAGGUGGGUUCUUCGGGCAAGGGCGAGAAGACGGUCGUCACUGUUGCCUCUGCGUGA